UCUACACCGACAUAUGGAAGUCACAGCUCUCUACGAAGACGCCUUUGACAAGCAUCUCCGAUCUCAGGCGUAUGUCUAUCGCACCCAACCGUCGUUUCGAGUGGCGCCAACCCUUGCUCUGGACGGCGUCGACGGUCCCCUCGCACACCCGUGGACAUCGACACAAGAGCAGCAGCUCACGGCGAUGUACACCAAGAAGGUUCCUGCGGACAAGCUCUCGAUCCUCAACGCGGUGAAAUGGAGCAAGUACCUCAAGCAAACCGCUCUUCCGGCCCUGCAGCGAUCGCUCUACGUCAACUGCGAUGUCUGUAUCGUCUUGUCGCAUCUCUGCGUCGACUCUGCCGAGACGACGCUGGCGCCGACGCCCGAGAUCCCGCAUGUCGUCGGGACGCUUCUCGUCUCUUUGCCGUCAACGUACGAGGGUGGUGAGCUGACGUUCACCAACGGCACCGACACGCAGACUCUUCUCAUGGAGCCCAAUUUUCGGCCGGGUUGGGCUCCGAAAGAGCACUGCAUUCUCUUGGAUUGGUACUUUGACAGUGUGCUGCCGACCCGCCCCAACGACAACUACCUCGGCAAGUGGCUACCGGCGUCGCUGCUCUUGGUUGUCGACAGCUUUGUGUAUUCGCGCGUCGCCGGCUGGCCCUUGGAGCUCUUUGAGGCUCCAACGCGAAGGAACCGGCUCCAGGAUCUUCCCGAGGCCUUACUGGCGGCCAUCGAGUGCCAACCAUCGCUCCACCAAGCUCCGUACAUUGCCGCAAUCACCGCAGCUUUGGCGAACUACCUCGAGGUCGCCAACGGCGUCGACGCGACGCUUCUCUCAACGUGUCCAGCCUUGUCCCAUAACGCUCACGACGUCAUACUUGGCAUCUUCAUGUUCGCCGAGCGCAUGCCUCUACCGGUCGCAACGGCGGCGCUCGUGGCAAGCUUUCUGCUCGGCUUGACGCCAACAGUCCAGUGGGAGCGAUGCAAAAGCUUGAGCAAGAAGCUUCCGUCCGUGCACACGUUGGCCGUCUUUCUCAGUGCCCUUGCGAUUCUGUCGCCCGAAGCGGCGCUGCAGGGCGCGGUCAAGUGGCGCUCGGUGCUACCCCAGACACUCGACACCUCCCACGACGAGCGCUACCGCGCGCUGCUCGUGUACUUGGCCACCGAGUGCCGGGCAGCUUUGGUCGGCGGCGGCGCGCUCCCGCCAUUGAACGACGCUGCUGUCGCUGACAUGGACAUCGACGCGACGCACUGUGACCAGUGCGCUGCCUUUGCGUCCCACCUUCGUGCACGCACCGAGACCGAGAGGCUCCACGCGUUCGUCCUCUGCGGCGUGAUCGACGAGAUUGCAGCGCGUCACCCGCAGGAGCUCACACUCGAGUUGGACGACGACGGCUACAUUGUGCAUUUUAGGCGGCGAAAGCCACCUGUUAAUCCAGCAGCAAACGUGCGUCACGAAGCCGGACCUCGCACCACGAGCGUCGGUACGUACCCUCUCACAGGUGGGAGCCCGUGGCCGACCUUUUCCUGCGGUUAG
Messenger RNA from Saprolegnia diclina VS20, 1522 nucleotides. RefSeq lists its product as hypothetical. The coding region runs from base 14 to 1522 and encodes 502 amino acids. The record is from RefSeq and is a predicted model, not a curated record. NCBI's taxonomy places the organism in Eukaryota, Oomycota, Saprolegniomycetes, Saprolegniales, Saprolegniaceae. The transcript has 5 exons.